AGAAGUGUUUUUCUAAUAAAAGUUCCAAACUUUCCAAUAUUUAUAUGGUGUUUAGAAAGAUCAAUAUAUUCACAUCUAAUCCGCUCCGUCUACGAAGAAAAACAUUCCCAAUUGGAACCCCAACAGCUUGAAUUUGAAAUUCAUCACAGAGGCGCAAUUCUGCCACAGAGGAUGCCAUCUCUUCAUCUCCUCUCGUCAGUAUCUUCUUUUGACAACCCUUCUCUACAACGUGCGCGCCUCUCAAAACCCGGUAACAGUUCUAAUCCCCCAAUUCAUUCAAAUGCCAUUUCCCCAAAAUUCGCACAUGCCCACUUCGCCAAUCGCUCUAUUUCCCCUUCUGUAACUCUCAGUCAAUUGCGUAUUCAAUCCCGAAGCAGUAGUUUUCUACCCUUUAAGCCUCCAAACGAUGGAGCCCACUGGAAGAGGGGUUACUGUAGUGCUGUUAAUGAUUCUGACGAGAAAACUAGGUCAGUUUUGGACUCCAGUGGCGGCGGUGAUGGAGGUGAAGGCGGCGAUGGAAGUGAUGAUAAUGGGAAGGUGGAUAAGCAAAAGGGUUCUUCUGGGUUUCUGCCGGAAUGGUUGAAUUUAACUUCGGACGACGCCAAAACGGUCCUUGCAGCCAUUGCAAUAUCUCUUGCCUUCAGGACGUUUAUUGCAGAACCGAGGUACAUUCCGUCGCUAUCAAUGUAUCCUACCUUUGAUGUUGGGGAUCGACUUGUAGCAGAGAAGGUCACAUACUAUUUCAGAAAGCCUUGUGCUAACGAUAUCGUGAUAUUUAAAAGCCCACCAGUGCUUCAGGAAGUAGGAUAUACAGAUGAAGAUGUCUUCAUUAAAAGAGUUGUUGCUAAAGGAGGUGAUACUGUGGAGGUCCGGAAGGGAAAACUUAUUGUCAAUGGGGUCGAGAGAGACGAAAAGUUUAUCCUUGAACCACCAUCAUACGACAUGACUCCGGUUGAAGUGCCAGAAAACUCGGUGUUUGUGAUGGGCGAUAAUCGCAAUAACAGCUAUGAUUCUCAUGUGUGGGGUCCACUGCCAGCCAAAAAUAUAAUAGGAAGAUCAUUAUUCCGCUAUUGGCCUCCGAACAGGAUUGGUGGAACCGUUAUCGAGCCUAGCUGUGCUGCUGAUAAACAAGAGGGCACUCCUUCCACACCAGAGAUUUCCAGCCAACAGACCUCAACUUCUCAACCGUAACAGUUUUGGUCAUGUUCUUGUAAGUUCAGUUGGUUGUUCUGCAAAUGCCUUGUCGUUCCCAUUCGCUCCCCUGUAAUUUUGAAGCUCCUUUUUGUUGAAUGAACUGGGCAUUUUGUGCAAGGCCUUAUUUACUGUUGAUCUUGGUUUAUGCAAGUUACUAGAGAUGACUCUCAGUGUUGAGAGAUCUGAACUAGUGACGUUGCCAUUCUUUGUGAAUCCAAUUGAACAGUACAAGCUAGUUAUGAUAUAGGAAUAUGUGCUCUUGAAAUUUAAAACUAGAUAAAUUGCUGCAGUAGAUGUGAUCAAUACCAUACAAGGAGGAGGUCGGAUGUGCAAACCUUUUGCUCCAUCAUGGCUACAGAUAAGUUAAGUUAUUCCAAGGUUCUAAAGAAGCAAUAUCUAAAUCAACAGCCUUGCCUAUACAGACAGUGUCUUUCCAAUGAUCCUACAGGCAGAGUCUUUCCCUCCAAUGAAGAGAAAGAUGCAGGAUGGAGGUCUCUGUCAAUAAUAUGUACAUAGUCUUUCCUUUUUUUUUCUUCAUAAGCUUCAAGUUGCGAGAUUCGAUGCCCAACGACCGGGUGAUAUGCUUUCGAUUACCAGUUACACCAACAAAUUCCUUCUUGAAUGGAGUUAAAACACCAGCUUCAAAGGAAGGUUUCCAUUUUUAUCCACGGCUUCGAAGGAUGGCUCCAGCCCCACACAAAGGCAGGCACCUAGUUCCCUUGAAGGUUCACCGAUUCGACUCGAUUGCUCUGUUCCGGUUGAUAGUAUUUCUUACAUUGCAAAGCAAGUAAACAUCGCAACAUUUGGAUAAAUUCCGAACUCUAAUUUUCGUUUACUUAGAUCAGUUUAGCAUUUA
Molecule: messenger RNA, 2050 nt
Organism: Cucurbita pepo subsp. pepo (vegetable marrow)
Lineage: Eukaryota; Viridiplantae; Streptophyta; Magnoliopsida; Cucurbitales; Cucurbitaceae
Product: chloroplast processing peptidase
Biological process (GO): thylakoid membrane organization
Cellular component (GO): chloroplast thylakoid membrane
Molecular function (GO): serine-type endopeptidase activity
Source: RefSeq, a predicted model, not a curated record